Helobdella robusta is the source of this 402-nucleotide messenger RNA. RefSeq lists its product as hypothetical. Lineage: Eukaryota; Metazoa; Annelida; Clitellata; Rhynchobdellida; Glossiphoniidae. The record is from RefSeq and is a predicted model, not a curated record. Bases 1 to 402 code for a protein of 133 amino acids. The transcript has 3 exons.
AUGGGCCCAUUAUGCUCGACAAGAAAUGAAUUUAUUAGCAGUACACCUAGAAAUAUAGGAGCAGUAGAAUCGCUAGACUGGUGUGGACCGCACUGGAUGACAAAUCUUGAAGGGGGGUCAUCCAACCCCAGAGUCAGGAACCCAGAGUGCCACCAUAAUCAAUUAGGUCUGCAGAGCAUCUGGGAUCCUUUUAAUAAAACUAAAAGUUGGCCUUAUCAAGAUUCGGCGUUAUUUACAAACACGAUAAUUAAUGAGGUAGAGCAGAUCAACUACCACCUGCAAUCAACUUCCCAAAAGAAACAGUGCAUCAUCGUGGAAAACAAGAAAUUGCUUUACGCGGUCAUCGCGAUUCAGGACCACUUUCCACCGAAGAACCAGAUGAGAACGAUAGAAAUUUCAUAG